CUAUGGAGCCAAAAUUCGUGCCCCACACGCCCUGGUGAUGACUUUCCUGUUCAAAAGUGGAAGUUUCAGAGAGAAGCUGAAGUCGAUUGCUCAGGCCACCUACACCCACUCCCGGAACUUGGCCUAUUUCGUGUUCACCUACAAGGGGCUGAUGGCAAUGCAGUCCUGGCUGCAGGGCAAGAAAAUCCCCUUUCAUUCCUUCUUUGCAGCCUGCAUUGGGGGUUGGCUGGUGUUUGGUGAGAACAAUCCCAUCAACAGCCAGAUCAUUAUGUACCUGCUGUCCCGGAUCCUGUUCGGCUUGUCUCGGCUGGCCGUGGAGAAGGGAUACAUCCCACAGCCCAAGCAGGAUCCCUUCCCACUCGUGGCUGCUCUGGUGUGGGGGACAGUUCUGUGGCUCUUUGAAUACCACAGAGAGACUCUGCAGCCCUCCCUGCAGUCCUCCAUGACUUACCUGUAUGACGACAGUGAGGUGUGGCACGACAUGUCCGACUUCCUCAUCUACAACAAAAGGACAGACAGCAAGUAG
Acanthisitta chloris (rifleman) is the source of this 526-nucleotide messenger RNA. It is a transcript of the gene PXMP4, whose product is annotated as peroxisomal membrane protein 4, 24kDa. Gene Ontology annotation, cellular component: peroxisomal membrane. The transcript is spliced from 3 exons. The record is from RefSeq and is a predicted model, not a curated record. The annotation marks the transcript as partial. Lineage: Eukaryota; Metazoa; Chordata; Aves; Passeriformes; Acanthisittidae.